UGUUGCCUGCCUGCCGCUCCUCAGUCAAACAGUCAACUUGUCGCCAUGCAGACCUCCGAUCCACGCGCGUAAAGGGAUUUUUUUUUUUGCCGUCUACAUAAAAGGAGACCGCUGACAUCGGCAGAGCUGAGGAUGAUGGCUGAGGGGCGUUUUGCCAGCCUGCCCAGGUCGCUCCAUAUGCAUCACACCCUGGGAGGCACCGCGGCCCCUGCCCCGGCCCUUGAAGCCCCCAUUGGAAGUAGCUGCCCCUCAAGGAAGCUGCAAGCCUCCAUUGCCUGCUCUAUGGAUCUCCUCAGCUCUAGACCGAGUCUCCCUCCAGGAUUAGGAUCAGAGUUCCCUGCAGCUGCUUACCAGCACAUUUCCAUUCAUGGAACUCUUCCAAGACGCAAGAGAGGCGGGCCCAACCUUGGCCCCGCGACCUACACCUGGGACCCCCGAGCCAGUCACACCCAGCAAGUACUUGGCGGGAGCUCAACAUUGGCAGAGACGCGUGUCCACCAGCAUAUUCCUUCACCACUGGUCCAAAAUAUCAUUGAUGACUUCCACAGUUACGGGGAGCCGGCAGCUGGUCUGGAGGCCACAGUGGACUAUGUCAAGUUUUCCCAAGACCAGUUCAUCCUUGAUGGUCCAUCAGAGAAGCUGCGCAGAGAGCUGGAGGAAGAACUUAAGAUGAACUGCGAGGAGCCGAGAAGCCACGCUUGGUACCACGGAGCCAUACCCCGGCAGGUUGCUGAAAACUUUGUGCAACGAGAUGGCGAUUUCCUGGUCCGAGACUCGCUGUCCAGUCCGGGAAGUUACGUUCUAACUUGCCAGUGGCGGAAUACAGCCCAGCAUUUUAAAAUCAACAAAAAGAUUGUGAUGUUGAACGAAGCCUAUUCCAGAGUCGAGUACCGUCUGGAGCGGGAAGGAUUUGACAGUGUUCCAGCUCUAAUAAGAUACUACGUAGGGAACAGAAAACCGGUCUCCCAGGUGGUAGGUGCCAUCAUAUUCCAGCCGAUCAACCGGGCACUGCCUUUGCGCUGCUUGGAACAGAAGUACGGGCUGUCCAGCGGUCAUCGGGAGGCGGGGCUUAGCGACCAGGACCGACGCCGUCAGAAGCGCCUCAGCCUCAACAUUACCAACGGACACGCCCACGACCACGCGCACGGCGUGCAGGACGGCACGCACUACCACAAUAACUGCAUGGGCCGAGGGAGCCAGCUCCGAUUGAAGGACCGUUGUGGGAGCCAACCAGCGAGUCUCAAUCAACUCCAGGAUAAAAGGCGGCCAUUGAAAGCGCAUCAGUCGGAGAGCUUCCUACCACUUGGAUCCAAACCCCAGCACCAGCAUCCAUCAGACCCCCUUCUCCAGAGCCUAAAUGCCAAGUCUCCGGUGUUUCGUACGGGCAGCGAGCCAUUGCUGAGUCCAUCCGUCACGAGGAGGUUGGCAGAGUCACUAGCAGGUCAGCCUAUCAGAGGCUCCGACAGCCAGCUGUGCCCCAAACCUCCACCCAAGCCCAGCAAAGUCCCGCUGACCCGGUUGCCUCGUUUCCCCUGCCUCCAGCUCCCGGGUCCCUCUACCACCGUCACAGACCCCUCAUCUACCACUCUGGACUCUUCGUGCGUGGACACUCAUGUCAGCUCGUGGCGGCUCGGAGAUCCAGUGAAGCAUACCCACCCCGACUCCGGCUUCUCCAGCUGUGCAGUUCCACCGAUCCCAUACCCAGACUUUGAACGCCUACCACCCGCUCCUGCAGACCUCAGGCCCUGCAGCCCGCUGGAAUGGAACAACCCGACCUCCUCAGACAACGCCCAUGAACUCGAGCAGCUGCCGUGCAGCUAUGUUGAGAGAUUGAGGCAAGAGGGGGAGGUCGGCGGCACGGUGGGCGAGGGGGAGCCGGCGGGCGGCCGGCGGGGGAUGGACAGAAGCUCCUACCACCACGCCAUUGCCGCUUUGGAAAACACCAGCGACGAAGAAGAGGAGGAGGGGGGGGACGAAGGGGGUGAGAAGAGGAGCCUUUUUCUGAGACCCGUGCUGGAGACGGAGUCGGCGUUCCGGCCAACGGAGUUCAACUCUCGACUUCUGCCCGCGGAAAACAAACCGCUGGAGAUGUUGGUCUUGAAGAGAGCCAAGGAGCUGCUGCUGAGCCACAACCACCACAGCAUAGCCAGACACCUGCUGAUGGUGGACUGCCAGGUUGCAAGAAUACUUGGAGUGUCCCCUGAGUUGAAAGGUCAGAUGGGCGUGUCUUCGGGUCUGGAGCUGGUCACCUUGCCGCAUGGUCGACAGCUGAGGCUGGACCUGAUGGAAAGACACCACACCAUGGCCAUCGGUGUGGCCGUGGACAUCCUGGGGUGUACUGGCAGCGUGGAGGAGCGGGCAUCCACUUUGAAUCGCAUCAUCCUGGUGGCAUUGGAGCUGAAGGACGCUGUGGGCGAUCUGUUUGCUUUCACCGCCCUGAUGAAAGCUCUAGAACUGCCGCAGAUCAGCCGUCUGGAGGACACGUGGACCACUCUCAGAAGGAACUUCACAGAAACCGCCAUCAGCUAUGAGAAAACCCUCAAACCUUUCUACAAGAAUCUCUACGAGGGGACAGCCUCCUCUCCUCAGGUGGUCUGCGUGCCCCUCAUGUUGCCCCUCCUCACGUUGAUGGAGCGCCCGUCCGUCACGCCGGAGGGGGCGGAGCUCUGGGAGGUGAGCGACCAGGGCUGUGACAUCAUGCUGCGUCACCUGGAGGCCGCGCGGGAGGUUGCACGACAAGCAACAACCUACACCGAGAACGCACAGAAAAUCACGCACGGGUUCCAGUGUGAUGAAGACCUGCUGGAGGUCUUCAAGACGGACUUUCAGCUGCGGCUGCUUUGGGGGAGUCGCGGCGCUUCAGUGAACCAAUCAGAUCGCUACAGCAAAUUCAGCCUCAUCCUCACGGCCUUGUCACGCAAGCUGGAGCCCCGACACAAGACGCAAACGUUAAUUUGACCUCAACUUGGCGACUGGACCGGACUGAAGACUGGUGGAUUUGUAUUCUAUGAAUAGAAAUUACAGCACAGGAUGAGGAAGAUGUAUUUAUUAGCAAUGGAAGAAAGGGUUCUCGCCCGGAAAAGGGUGAAGUGCCAUGUCCGGGUUGGGGAGGAGACCCUGCCCCCAAGUGGAGGAGUUCAAGUACCUCACGAGGGAGGGAAGAGUGGAUCGUGGGAUCGACAGGCAGUUAGUCGGACCCGAUUCCAGUGAGGGUUGGACUCCGCCAAGGCUGUCCUUUGUCACCGAUUCUGUUCAUAACUUUUAUGGACAGAAUUUCUAGGCUCAGUCAAGGCGUUGAGGGGUUCCGGUUUGGUGGCCGCAGGAUUAGGUCUCUGAUUUUUACAGAUGAUGCGGUCCUGAUGGCUUCAUCUGACCAGGAUUUUCAGCUCUCACUGGAUCGGUUGGGACUGGAAUCAGCACCUCCAAGUCAGAGUCCAUGGUUCCGGUCCAGAAAAGGGUUGAGUACCAUCUCCGGGUUGGAGAGGAGAUCCUGCCCCAAGUGGAGGAGUUCAAGUACCUCAGAGUCUUGUUCACGAGUGAGGGAAGAGUGGAUUGUGGGAUCGACAGGCAGUUAGUCGGACCCGAUUCCAGUGAGGGUUGGACUCCGCCAAGGCUGCCCUUUGUCACCGAUUUUGUUCAUAACUUUUAUGGACAGAAUUUCUAGGCUCAGUCAAGGCGUUGAGGGGUUCCGGUUUGGUGGCCGCGGGAUUAGGUCUCUGAUUUUUACAGAUGAUGUGGUCCUGAUGGCUUCAUCUGGCCAGGAUGUUCAGCUCUCACUGGAUCGGUUGGGACUGGAAUCGGCACUUCCAAGUCAGACUCCAUGGUUCUCGCUCUGAAAAGGGUGGAUUUCCGCCUUGGAGAAGAGAUCUUGCCCAAAGUGGAGGAGGUCAAGUACCUAGGAGUCUUGUUCAGAAGUGAGGGAAGAGUGGAUCGUGAGAUCGACAGGCGGAUCUGUGCGGCGUCUUCAGUAAUGCGGACGUUGUAUCGAUCCGUUGUGGUGAAGAAGGAGCUGAGCCGGAAGGCAAAGCUCUCAAUUUACCGGUCGAUCUACGUUCCCAUCCUCACCUAUGGUCAUGAACUUUGGGUCAUGACCGAAAGGACAAGAUCACGGGUACAAGCGGCCGGAAUGAGUUUCCUCCGUCUGGUGGUUGGUGUCUCCCUUAGAGAUAGGGUGAGAAGCUCUGCCAUCCGGGAGGAACUCAAAGUAAAGCUCCACAUCGAGAGGAGCCAGAUGAGGUGGUUCGGGCAUCUGGUCAGGAUGCCACCCGAACGCCUCCCUAGGGAGGGGUUUCUAGGACGUCCACGGGGAAGACCCAGGACACAUUGGGAAGACUAUGUCUCCCGGCUGGCCUGGGAACGCCUCGGGAUCCCCCGGGAAGAGCUGGACGAUGUGGUUGGGGAGAGGGAAGUCUGGGCUUCCCUGCUUAGGCUGCUGCCCCCGUGACCCGACCUCAAAUAAGCGGAAGAAGAUGGAUGGAGGAAGAAAAAAAUUCAAAUAUUUGCUUUGUUUGUGUAUAUAUAUAUAUAUAUAUAUAUAUAUAUAUAUAUAUAUAUAUAUAUAUAUAUAUAUAUAUAUAUAUAUAUAUAUCCGUCACCAUGAUUGUGAAUGAUAAGCAAAAUUGAGCAAAAAGUGCAGUUCCCCUUCAAAUGUUACAUACUGGAUGGUUGGCUUCACAACGUAACCCACAAGAACCCAGACCCACUCCUGCUUUCAGCGUAAACCACAAACAUUGACAACCGGUUUAGCUCGGUUGGUAGAGUGGCCGUGCCAGCAACCUGAGGGUUGCAGGUUCGAUUCCCGCUUCCGCCAUCCUAGUCACUGCCGUUGUGUCCUUGGGCAAGACACUUUACCCACCUGCUCCCAGUGCCACCCACACUGGUUUAAAUGUAACUUAGAUAUUGGGUUUCACUAUGUAAAGCGCUUUGAGUCACAAGAGAAAAGUGCUAUAUAAAUAUAAUUCACACUUCACAUUUAACACAACAAAUGUUUGAUUUUUCACUGCCAUUUUAGGUUUGAUCAUUUCCUUUCGGUAAUAGUCCAAACGUCAGUGUCAGCUAGAUAAAUCCAGUAAGCGGCUUAGUGGUUAGAGCAUGGGUGUCAAACUCUGGCCUGCGGGCCAAAUUUGGCCCGCCGUGUAAUUUAAUUUGGCCCUUGAGGUAAUAUCAAAUUAACAUUAGAGCUGGACCGCCGCCGUAACACCACAUUCACUUCUAAUACUCAUACUCGUCAAGCCUCCCAAUUUUCCCGGGAGACUCCCGAAGUUCAGUGCCCGUCCCGAAUUUUUCCCGAUUUCCAUCCGGACAAUAAUAUUGGGGGCGGGCCGUAAAAGCACUGCUAUUGGCGUUCUCUACAUGUCGCCACGUCCGCUUUUCUUCCAUACAAACAGCGUGCCGGCCCACUCACAUAAUAUAUGCGGCUCAUACACACACACAAGUGUAUGCAAGGCAUACUUGGUCAACAGCCAUACAGGUCACACUGAGGGUGGCCGUAUAAACAAGGUUAACACUGUUACAAAUAUGCGCCACACUGUGAACCCACAGCAAACAAGAAUGACAAACACAUUUCGGGAGAACAUCCGCACCGUAACACAACAUAAACACAACCGGACAAAUACCCAGAACCCUUUGCAGCACUAACUCUUACGGGAUGCUACAAUAUACCACCAAACCCCGCCUCAAAUCAAACCCGCCGCCGAAAAAAGGCCUUAAAUUGGAGUUUUUAUUUUAUUUGAUAUGCCAUUGAUAUUUUUUAAUUAUUAUUAUUUGAAACUGGAUGUUGCAUGUCACUAUAAAGUUAUAUAAGCCUUACUUGGUCAAUAUUCAAUGCAAAACUUGUUUGGGUCCCUAUUAAAGGGUUAAUUUGUUCAACCUCGGCCCGCGGCUUUGUUCAGUUUUAAAUUUUGGCCCGCUCUGUAUUUGAGUUUGACACCACUGGGUUAGAGCGUCCGCCCUGAGAUCGUUCGGUCGUGAGUUCAAACCCCGGCAGAGUCAUACCAAAGACAAUAAAAAUGGGAUCCAUUACCUCCCUGCUUGGCACUCAGCAAUUAACUCCCUACUCCAUACACACUCUUGGAUUGUGUCACACACCAUUCUCUAGUUCAUUUAUUAGUAUUGUUUCAUUAUUAUACAUAUUACAUUGUGUAUAUGUAUAAUUAAUCAUAGAGCGACAUACAGUAUGCCCCUUGAGUUCUGUGCCGUCAACUCCCCCUGCAUCCAUAACACGAAGGGAGUCUUCAAAGUAAAACAAAACAUGAUCCGGGCAACGGAUGAUCAUACAUUUUAACCUGCUCAGUGGCCUAGUGGUUAGAGUAGCUGCCCCGAGAUCGGUAGGUCGUGAGUUCAAACCCCGGCAGAGUCAUACCAAAGACUAUAAAAAUGGGAUCCGUUACCUCCCUGCUUGGCACUCAGCAUAAAGGGUUGGAAUUGGGGGUUAAAUCACCCAAAAAAAGGUAUUCCCAGGCGUGACCACCACUGCUGCUCACUGCUCCCCUCACCUCCCAGGGGGUGAUCAAGUCUGAAAUGCAGAGAAUAAUUUCGCAACACCUAGUGUGUGUGUGACUAUCAUUUGUACUUUAACUUUUUAAGUGUUUGGACUCCAAAUGUGACUUUUUAAGGAAGUGACAUUUUGUUUCUUAAAAAAAAAAGCAAAUAUUUCUUCAAGUAUACGCAUAAAAAUUGUUUUUUUCAGGGUGUUGGCAACCCUACAGUCCGGCUUUCAUAGCAACAGCUUGUUGUUCAUGAAUGAAAUACACAACAGUUGAAUUUUACACUCUAUUAAAACAUUAAUUGUGUCGAAUGGAUUCAAAAUUAAUUUUAAUGGCUUUUGGAAAUUUUGGAGAAGUUAUGUCCUGACCAACAUAACGGGUUCUUAUGGGUUAUUGCAGGGGUCACCAACGUGAUGAGUCGCCCGCUGGCCUGUUCUAAAAAUAGCUCAAAUAGCAGCACUUACCAGUGAGCUGCCUCUAUUUUUUAAAUUGUAUUUAUUUACUAGCAAGCUGGUCUCGCUUUGCUGGACAUUUUUAAUUCUAAGAGAGACAAAACUCAAAUAGAAUUUGAAAAUCCCAGAAAAUAUUUUAAAGACUUGGUCUUCACUUGUUUAAAUAAAUUCAUUCAUUUUUUUAGUUGGUUUCUUAUAACUUUCAGAAAGACAAUUUUAGAGAAAAAAUACAACUUUAAAAAUGAUUUUAGGAUUUUUAAACACAUAUACCUUUUUACCUUUUAAAUUAUUUCCUCUUCUUUCCUGACAAUUUAAAUCAAUGUUCAAGUAUUUUUUUUUUUUUUAUUGUAAAGAAUAAUAAAUACAUUUUAAUUCAAUUCUUCAUUUUAGCUUCUGUUUUUUCGACGAGGAAUAUUUGUGAAAUAUUUCUUCAAACUUAUGAUUAAAAUUCCAAAAAAUUAUUCUGUCGAAUCUAGAAAAUCUGUAGAAUCAAAUUUAAAUCUUAUUUCAAAGUCUUUUGAAUUUCUUUUAAAAUUCUUGUUCUGGAAAAUCUAGAAGAAAUAAAGAUUUGUCUUUGUUAGAAAUAUAGCUCGGUCCAAUUUGUUAUAUAUUCUAACAAAGUGCAGAUUGGAUUUUAACCUAUUUAAAACAUGUCAUCAACAUUCUAAAAUUAAUCUUAAAUCAGGAAAAAUUACUAAUGAUGUUCCAUAAAUUAUUUUUUUACUUUUUCAAAAAUUCAAGAAUUAGCUAGUUUUUCUCUUCAUUUUUUUCGGUUGAAUUUUGAACUUUAAAGAGUCGAAAUUGAAGUUAAACUAUGUUUCAAAAUGUAUUUUUUUUUUUUUUUCAUGUUUUCUCCUCUUUUAAACCGUUCAAUUAAGUGUUUUUUUCAUCAUUUAUUCUCUACAAAAAACCUUCCGUAAAAGGAAAAAAAAAAGUACAACGGAAUGACGGACAGAAAUACCCAUUUUUAUAUAUAUAUAUAUAUAUAUAUAGAUUUAUUUAUUAAAGGUAAAUUGAGCAAACUGGCUAUUUCUGGCCAUUUAUUUAAGUGUGUAUCAAACUGGUGGCCCUUCGCAUUAAUCAGUACCCAAGAAGUAGCUCUUGCUUUCAAAAAGGUUGGUGACCCCUGGGUUAAUGUGACUUGAACCCACAAAAGUGCAAAAGCCAGAUUAAGAACAAAUAAUUUGACUUGCAGCAUAAUGUACAUUUAUAGUCAUUUGAUAUUUACAGUGACCAGUUUUAGUGUUGUGGCCCUUUAAAAAAGAUGAAAUGAUAUUAACAGUGACCAGUUUUAGUGUCGUGACCCUUUAAAAAAGAUGAAAUGAGGGGAAAAAAAACUUGCACUUUCUUGAUAUGUCUGUAAUUAAUAUCUGUCGAAGUAUUUGUAAAUAUUUAUAUCCAAUUAUUCGUUGGAUAGGAUGGAUUGAGAAGUAAAACUACAUGGUUAAUAAUGUACGUGUAACGUUUAGGUAAGUAGAGUGAGUAAAAGUGUACAUACUGUAUGUGUGACGAGUUCAAAAUUUGACUGUAUAUACAGAACAUAAGUUAAAUAAGAAUGUCAAUGUUUAUAUUAUGAAGUACUGUGGAGUUUUAAUAAAUGUGGUACAUGUGCUUUU
Nerophis ophidion (straightnose pipefish) is the source of this 8553-nucleotide messenger RNA. It is a transcript of the gene bcar3, whose product is annotated as BCAR3 adaptor protein, NSP family member. Gene Ontology annotation, biological process: positive regulation of peptidyl-serine phosphorylation; small GTPase-mediated signal transduction. Gene Ontology annotation, molecular function: guanyl-nucleotide exchange factor activity; phosphotyrosine residue binding. Bases 133 to 2958 code for a protein of 941 amino acids. Lineage: Eukaryota; Metazoa; Chordata; Actinopteri; Syngnathiformes; Syngnathidae. The transcript has 17 exons. The record is from RefSeq and is a predicted model, not a curated record.